AUGUCCGGCCCUUUCUCCAGCCCCUUUGGGGAGAAUAGCAACCCCUUUGGAACAGACAGGGGUAAGAGGACAAACAAUGCAAUUCAUCGUGUUGUUGAGGAAGAGGAAGAAAACGACACCAUCACAUCGCCUACGAACGCUCGCUUCGGAGCAUCACCAAACUCGGCCUCCAUGUUUUCGGGCCCCUUUGGCGGGGGCUUUGGCGGUGACUCUUCUGCUGAAGCACCUUCUGCGUCGCGAAACGUCCCAAACCCUGAUAGCUACCCGGCCCAGUACAACUUCGGUCGCCGAACUUCAGUAUCUGCGGAAUCCUUGAAACCCAGUGCCGAUUCCUAUGAUAAUUGGUCACCCCCUUUUCAUGAGAAGACCCCGGACCAGAUCGAACGUCUCAAGCAUGCCAUCGAAGGCAAUUUCCUUUUCAGCCAUCUGGAGGAUGAACAGAGCGCUCAGAUUUUGGGUGCCCUUGUCGAAAAGCCGAUACCAGCCAAGGGCAUCAAGGUAAUCAGCCAGGGAGAUGCUGGCGACUACUUCUAUGUCGUCGAGAAGGGAUCUUUUGACGUAUAUGUCAACCCCAGCGGCUCGCUGCAGCCCGGUCCCGAUGGUAUGGGUAACCAAGUUGGUAACAUCCAAGCUGGUGGCUCAUUCGGUGAAUUGGCGUUGAUGUACAAUGCACCUCGAGCUGCGACUGUAAUUUCUGCCGAGCCUGGCUGCACUGUGUGGGCACUCGAUCGUGUUACUUUCCGCCGCAUCUUGAUGGAGUCGACCUUUGCUCGGAGACGCAUGUAUGAGAGCUUCCUCGAAGAAGUGCCUCUCCUUUCGACCCUGAACCCAUACGAGCGAUCCAAGAUUGCGGAUGCGUUGGAAACACAGAAAUUUGCUCCAGGAGAGAUCAUCAUCAACGAGGGAGAUCCUGGCCAUGCGUUUUAUCUGCUGGAAAGUGGCGAGGCGGAUGCAUACAUUGGCCAGCCUGACAAUAAAGUCCGUCACUACAAGAAGGGUGAUUACUUUGGUGAGCUUGCCUUACUCAACGACGCCCCGCGAGCAGCUAGUAUCGUUGCUGCGUCACCAGUCAAGGUUGGAAGCUUGGGAAAGAACGCUUUCCAGCGACUGCUGGGUCCUGUCGAAGGUAUUCUACGAAGGACCAAGUAUCAAGGUGUUGCAACUGGUGUUGAAGAGAUGGAUCCACUUCACACCGGCUAG
Fusarium pseudograminearum CS3096 is the source of this 1200-nucleotide messenger RNA. RefSeq lists its product as uncharacterized. The coding region runs from base 1 to 1200 and encodes 399 amino acids. Gene Ontology annotation, biological process: regulation of protein phosphorylation. Gene Ontology annotation, cellular component: cAMP-dependent protein kinase complex; nucleus. The record is from RefSeq and is a predicted model, not a curated record. Lineage: Eukaryota; Fungi; Ascomycota; Sordariomycetes; Hypocreales; Nectriaceae. The transcript is spliced from 2 exons. Gene Ontology annotation, molecular function: cAMP-dependent protein kinase regulator activity.